AUGUUGCAUUAUUGGUUUGUUACUUCGCAAAAUAAAUCGGAUAAAUUGGUUAUUUUUCUUUUACUGAAAUUUAAAGACUCAAAUACUUUGAAGAUUUUUUGGUUCAAUGGCGGUCCAGGCUGUUCGUCUUUAACAGGGUUCCUUGAUGGAAUGGGUCCUUAUCUCAUCAAUAAAGAUGGAAAAUCACUACGUAAAAAUGUCUAUUCCUGGAAUAAAUACGCCUCAGUUGUCUACAUUGAAUCCCCCGUUGGUGUGGGAUAUUCAUAUUCACUUAAUGGAAAGAUAGAAAACAGUGACGAUAAUACUGCAAAAAUGAAUUACGAGGCAGUUAAACAAUUUCUUCAGAUACAUAAUUCAUAUCGGAAUUAUUCAAUCUACAUUACAGGAGAAUCCUAUGCAGGAGUAUAUAUACCUAUGCUUGCUUCGAAAAUUAUUGAUGGACAGAAAAACUUCCGAAUAAAUUUAAAAGCAAUUUAA
Messenger RNA from Meloidogyne enterolobii, 477 nucleotides. The record is from the annotation of a GenBank genome assembly. Lineage: Eukaryota; Metazoa; Nematoda; Chromadorea; Rhabditida; Meloidogynidae.